AUGCCAGUGGAUUGGUCUUCAUCUUCCUCGGAUGAAGACCUUCGAACGGCACUUCGGCGCAACGCCAGAGUAAGAGAGGGCGAAGAAAGGGCCCUCCCCACUUCCAUUUCUCUUAGUACAGUUUACAAUGGUGAGACAGUAGAUGUGAGGUGUGGUACCAUUUACUGCCCUCUAAGGAAGCGGUAUUUUCACAUACGCUCAGUUAAGCAGAACGCGGCGGCAUUUUUUGGUGAUGGGAAUCUGCGGAGGUGCCAGCGUCGCUACUUAUCUCCGUCGUCUGUGGAGCUGUUGGAUGCUUCGCAUGGGGAGGAAGUUACGGAUGAGUGCAGAAGAGUCACCCUCGCAGAGUGUGACGAUAAAGGGUUUUAUCUCUUUGGUGGAAUCAAGGGAUCUCCCAGUUGUACUCCUAAAUCAACUGCAACCCCACCUAUGCUGCAAGAUUUUAGGUUCUUUCGCAUUGCGAUGGAAUCUCGAUUUAGGGACAUUCUCAUGUCUCCCAUGCAAUUACGUGAUGAGAACAACACAUGGAAGCAUCUUUCGUACCAAAUACCACCUGGUGCCGCCGUUGCGAGUUUACCAGACGGCCGUUUUGUUUUUGGUGAUUUAAACUCUCAACCACGUUUGUGUGUUGUUCAAAAUGAUAUGGUGCAGACGCACCAGUUGGAAGUCUCACGUGACGGCGGGUGCAUGGUUGGAAUGCAUUUCAUUAGCCACCAUGCCGUGGUUAUUGUGAGGAGAAAGCGUCUUGAACAUUUGACUUGGGAUCCCGAUGAACCAUCAGCUCCCAGGGCGUGGAGUUUUUCUCCCUUGAGUGAUGAACACUCGUGCUCGUGCUUGAGCUCAUCAUUUGGAGAGCAGAUGGAGCCAUUUGUUGUGUUGGGUUCGGGGCGUCGUCUCUUAUAUGCUGUUAUAAACAACGACAGGCCUCCUCAACUGAAACGUUUGCGCACAUUUCACACAACACCUGUUUUGUCGGUGGACACAUAUUCCGCAGGUCCCCUUGCGAACCAAGGUGUGCUGUGUGGCAUGCAAAACGGCACCAUUCAAUUUCAGCCGUUGCAGGUUUCGGAAACCCGCCGCCCCUUCAAUUCUAUUGUGAGGCACAAAUCAUGCGUAUCCUACGUUCGCUGCGUGCAAAAUACUUUUAAUUUUGUUUCAGUUGCGAGUGAUGGAGGUGUAAAGUUAUGGGAUUUGCGAUAUAUGAGUGCAAAGGAGCCAGUGACAGAACUGAAGACAGGUACGACUCGCAGUCCAUUCUUUGGAGCACAGGCUACCUUCGCGGAUGACAUUCUGUGUGUCACGACUUCUGAUGGACGCAUUUGUUGCCUCAAUACGAGGAAGUGGCUAAUCCUUGGGCAGUACCGACGAGCUGACGGAGGUGAAGGACGUUUGCAUCUGCUGCGAAGCUCUUUUGGGUACCAAAUUCUGGACACCAGCAGCCACAGUACGAUGUCACUUGCCUUACACGUUGUAUACUCUAGAUGCCUGUGGGAGAGAGAUGUGCUUCUUCUCCUUUCUUUGUCUCUGCGUGUGUGA
Messenger RNA from Trypanosoma grayi, 1536 nucleotides. RefSeq lists its product as hypothetical. The record is from RefSeq and is a predicted model, not a curated record. The coding region runs from base 1 to 1536 and encodes 511 amino acids. Gene Ontology annotation, molecular function: protein binding. Lineage: Eukaryota; Euglenozoa; Kinetoplastea; Trypanosomatida; Trypanosomatidae. The transcript has a single exon.